GCCAGCUACAGAUGUGCAGAGCUUCAGAGCAAAAGGACUUACUGCACUACUACAGCUCUGAACAUUUAUAUCAUCUGGCAUUUAUAAUUGAAUGCGCCUUCCACUGUACCUACGGACUAUUUCUUGUGCCAUGCCAUCCAACUUCAACAUGUUGGCAUUUCUGUGUGUGUGGGUGUUUGGGGCGUCCUCGUUGCCUGCCACGACCCGAACCGAGGCGAGGUUAGCACUAGUAGACGACAUGAAUGUGCUGAUGUAUGGAGUGCUGCAAUUUAGCGAGUCACUGCAUGACAUGUACAAGAACACCGAGAAAAGGCUGGAACGCGUCACCCGUGCCAUCAGUCAUGCAGAAAGUCUGCUGAAGCGCCUGGGGCACGACACGGAGCAGGCUGCCCAUUCCAAGCGUCAGAUCGAAGCGAGGCUUGGCCUCCUCCAGGUACAGAUGGCAACGCUACAGGUUGAGACUAAACAGACCAAAGGAUUAGUCAACAAGGUGGAACAGGAUGAGGUGCAUCUAAAGCACAAACUGAGCGAUCUAGAGGCACGACUGAGUAACUUUACUCCUGAAAGGAUCAAAGCACUAAAGGACUCCCAGGAACACUACAGAGCAGGUAUUAUUUGGGUGGUGGAUUACUCUCAGCACUGCAGUGACACUGACAUGGUGGUGGUGUGUUAGUGUGUGUUGUGCUGGUAUGAGUGGAUCGGACACAAAAAUGCAGAUGGAGUUUUUAAACCCCUCACUGUCACUGCUGGACUGAGAAUAGUCCACCAACCAAAAAUAUCCAGCCAACAGCGCCCCAUGGGCAGCGUCCUGUGACCACUGAUGAAGGUCUAGAAGAUGACCAACUCAAACAGCAGCAAUAGAUGGGCGAUCGCCUCUGACUUUACAUCAACAAGGUGGACCAACUAGGUAGGAGUGGACAGAGAGUGGAUGCGGUAUUUAAAAACUCCAGCAGCGCUGCUGUGUCUGAUCCACUCAUACCAGCACAACACACACUAACACACCACCACCAUGUCAGUGUCACUGCAGUGCUGAGAAUUAUCCACCACCUAAAUAAUAUAUGCUCUAUGGUGGUCCUGUGGGGGUCCUGACCAUUGAAGAACAGGGUAAAAGCAGGCUAAAAAGGUAUGUAGAGAAACAGGUGGACUACAGUCAAUAAAUUGUAGAACUACAAAGUGCUUCUAUAUGGUAAGUGGAGCUGAUAAAAUGGAGGUGGUCAUAAUGUUAUGCCUAAUCAGUGUAUGUCUAGUGGCGGAAAUGUGUAAAAGAAAGAGUGCUGCUGUGUGCCUUUCUUCUGUGUGCCUCCAGUAGGGACAACAAUGUACUUUAUUGUUGUACAUUUCCUAACUGUUACUAACUCCAAUCAUUUUGCCAUAUAUCUUUGUGACAGGACGUCACCCAGAAGCACAACACCCUUCUGGACAACUUGAUAAGCUGGACAGAGAAACAGAAAGAACAACUGGAACAUCAGAAUCAGCAGCUGGCU
Trichomycterus rosablanca is the source of this 1484-nucleotide messenger RNA. RefSeq names its product angiopoietin like 8 (gene angptl8). Gene Ontology annotation, biological process: regulation of lipid metabolic process; triglyceride homeostasis. The coding region runs from base 92 to 673 and encodes 193 amino acids. The record is from RefSeq and is a predicted model, not a curated record. The transcript has 3 exons. NCBI's taxonomy places the organism in Eukaryota, Metazoa, Chordata, Actinopteri, Siluriformes, Trichomycteridae.